Molecule: messenger RNA, 2682 nt
Organism: Lasiosphaeria miniovina
Lineage: Eukaryota; Fungi; Ascomycota; Sordariomycetes; Sordariales; Lasiosphaeriaceae
Product: major facilitator superfamily domain-containing protein
Exons: 5
Coding region: 235-2514 (759 amino acids)
Biological process (GO): transmembrane transport
Cellular component (GO): plasma membrane
Molecular function (GO): transmembrane transporter activity
Source: RefSeq, a predicted model, not a curated record
CGAUGGCCCGUCCUCUCUCUGGACCACGCCACACAGACCCAAGUCGAUGAAUAAGCCCCUGACGUCGCAACAUCAAGACACUGUGCCGCCGGUCCACCACUCGCUCGCCUACUUGAAGCCGCGCCCCCGGGGACGGGCACCUAGUCGCCUGUUGUCCUCUCGCACCGGCAACUCGACGUGCUGCCGCACCGAGAAGACGACCACGACGACGCCGACGACAACCACACAUCCGCCAUGACUCGCCGCAUCGAGGUCGAGGUCACUGACGCCCCCCAUCCCGACCCGGCCGCUGUCGAUGUCGGCCAGCUCGAGCAGGGUGAUGUCGGAGACGCCAAAGACGCAGAAUGGAGGCCCGGGAAGCAAGAGUGGGCCGUCAUGGGCACACUGGCCGUCAUCUCCUUGAUGGUGGCGCUCGACGCCACAAUCUUGGUGUCGGUGCUGCCGACACUCGCCCUCGACCUAGGCGGCACAUCUACAGACGCCUUCUGGGCCGGCACAUCAUACCUACUGACAUGCGCCGUGUGUCAGCCCUUCAUCGCGGCCCUGUCCGACAUCUUUGGCCGCAAGGAGAUGCUCUUCGUGUCGGUGCUCUUCUUCACCCUCGGUACGGUGCUGUGCGCGCCCAUCGCCAAGGACUUCACUGUCUUCUUCGCCGGCCGCUCCGUGCAGGGCAUCGGCGGCGGCGGCAUCAUCACCAUGGGCCAGGUCAUCUUUGCCGAUAUUGUGCCGCUGCGCCAGCGCCCCAAGUACUUCUCCCUCGUGCUGGCCGCCUGGGCCAUGGGAAGCGUCCUGGGCCCGCUGAUCGGCGGCCUGUUCGUCGAGCACGUCAUCUGGUCUUGGUGCUUCUACAUCAACUUCCCGUUUUGCCUCUUGGGUCUCAUACUCGUUCCAAUGUACGUGAAGCUCUCGACGGAAAAGACGUCGCUCAUGUCCAAGCUCGCCCGCGUCGACUGGAUCGGCGGCUUCCUGUUCAUUGCGGGACUCACGAGCUUCCUCGUGGGCAUCUCGUGGGCGGGCAUCCAGUUUGAGUGGAAGAGCAAACAAGUCAUUGCGCCCAUGGUUGUUGGCGCAGUGGGCGUCGUGGCUGCCAUUUUCUGGGAGCGCCACGGCGCGCGGGAGCCCUUUCUGCGGCCCUCGCUGUUCUACUCGACUUCGGCCGUCGCCACGUACGGCUGUGCCCUAUUCCAGGGCUUCAUUCUCUUCUGUGCGCUGUACUACGUGCCGUUCUACUUCACUGCCGUUCGCUUUGUCUCUCCAACCCAGGCCGGCCUCGAUAUCUUUCCUGUUACAUGCUUCCUCCUUCCGGGCAGCAUCGUCAUCUCGUUGGUGGCGUCGCGCAUCGGCCGCUUCCGAUGGGCUAUCUGGAGCGGCUGGGUGCUUACCGCCAUAUCGUGCGGCCUGUUUGUUUUCUUCGACGAGGACACAAAAACCCCUGUGUGGGCUGUGAUCCUCGCAAUCUUCGGCAUCGGCCACGGCAUGCUUCUCACCAGCGUCAACGUUGGCAUACAGGCCAUAAGCCGUGUCGAGGACGCUGGCCGCGCCGCUGCCAUGUAUGCUUUCAUGCGGACGCUGGGCAUGUCGAUUGGCGUGGCUGUCGGAGGCACCGUGUUUCAAAAUGUCAUGGUCCUCAAACUUGACGAGUUGGGGCUACCUGAGAGCAUUGCUCAUGAGUCGGAGGCUUAUGUCCCCACCAUGGCUGCCAUGUCUCCCACGGACCCCACCCGAAUUGGGGCGUUGCAAGCUUAUGUGAAGGGUUUCCAUGGCGUUUACUGGACCAUCACCGGGGCCGCAUGCGCCGCCUUCCUGCUCAGUCUGCUCAUCAAGCGCCACAGCAUGGACAAGAUACUGGAGUCCAAGUUCGUGCUGAGCGGAGGCAGAGAGCUGAAUGUGAAGGUCACAACCACACACGGCGACAAGGUUUCGGAGAGUACCCUGAUCGCGGCUCGCCUGCCAAGAUUAUUCAAGCCCACGCCUGUCACGCCCACCACGCAGUCGGGCUCCGACACAGACAGCACCUGCUCCAUGUCUAAACAGCCAGACACGCCGGCGAAUGCCGUCCGGGAGAAGGAUCCCGAGUCUCCCGACUCGGACGAUCAGGCUGCAGUGCUAGUACAAGCAGUCGCAUUCUACGUCGAGCCCGGCGGAAAGAUGACUCCAGUUGAACUUUUGUCGAAAAAGAGCAGGACAGAGUCACCGCCCAGGGCGGAAAGCCCGGAGCCAGACAUUCCAGAGGCCGGCGCACCGGAGCAAGACGCUCCACAGCCAGAGAUGCGAGAGCUCUCGCCACAGGACGCGAAAGAGCAGCAGCAAGAGACAUCCGACGAGGCGACACUGGCAUCGUCGGUGCGGGAGAGCUCAGAGUCGGUCAUGGAGACGGCCGAGCAGCAGGAGCUGAUAGAGAACCUCAUGCCGGUGUGGCUGUUCGAGGAGAAAGAGGAAGAUGACAACGAAAACGAAAAUGACGACGGUGACGACGAAGAAGACACAGCCUCGACCAAGAGCAAAGACACAUAAUCGGAACUUGCUGCAACGUGUAUGCAAAUUUGUACAUAUAUACCCCAUCACGUCAUGUUUUCUUUGGCAUGUCGACUGUACCUACCUACCUACUUAGAUUACCGCUGCCAUUUAAUAGAUGGAAUUGGAGUUUCACAUAUAAUUAGAUGCAUCAAUACUAUGACAGGG